This is a messenger RNA of Pseudogymnoascus verrucosus, 923 nucleotides long. RefSeq lists its product as uncharacterized. The record is from RefSeq and is a predicted model, not a curated record. The coding region runs from base 23 to 805 and encodes 260 amino acids. The transcript has a single exon. NCBI's taxonomy places the organism in Eukaryota, Fungi, Ascomycota, Leotiomycetes, Thelebolales, Thelebolaceae.
CCACACCCACCCAACCCCCCCCAUGCCCAAACUCCAACCCCCCUACCGCCCCGACUUCGACGCCGAAACCUCCCUCCCCGCCGAGCUCAUCGCCGCCUCCUACCUCGCCUUCCUCACCACAAUCCUCUCCCUCAUCCUCCUCGGCUGCCUCCUCAUCUUCCUCCUCCGCCUCUCCGUCCUCUUCGACCGCCGCCUCGCGCGCGACGGCUUCGUCGGCGGCGUGCCCCGCGAAGAGAAGAUCCUCCGACGCUGCAAGGAGAGGGGGCGUCGCGUGUGUCGCGAGAGGGGGAUGUGGGACGUUGGAGUGCGUGGGGGUCCGCCAGUGAGGGACUACGAGGUUGAAAGUGCGGAGGAGAAGAGGAAGGGGAAGAAAUUGCGGUUUUUGCCAGUGCCGGAGGUAAUACCCGCUUCACCUACGGGGGAAAAUGUCCUAGUGAUGGGGGAGAAGAAGAAGAAAGGGAAGGGCAAGGGGAAGGAGAGACAGCGCGCGAGGAGUCAUAGCAGUCAUAUCAGCACCGGCCACCGCACGAGCGAGGAGUGGGGGACAUUCAGUUUCGCUAGUGUCGCUGGAGUGACGGCGGGGAGACGCGCAUCGUCGAUGACUUGGGAGAGUGGAGACUGGGCAUGGCCGCCACAGAGAAGGGCGAGCGCAGACUGGGUGACGGGUGAAGAGGAACCGAUGAGGUUUUUCGGCGCGGGCUCGUGGAUCGGGAGAGUGAAGAACAGGGGUGAGAUGAGGGGUGGGAGUGUGAGUGCGAUUGAAGGAAGGGUGUUGGGAGAGAGAGAUGGAGCGGGAGCUGUAUGAGUGAGCGAGACAUGGCAAUUAUAGAUGGGAUGGUGCUGGUACACCAAAGUAAUUCUUAGCACUGAGGAGCGAGUAGUUUUUAUCACAAUAGAAUUAGAAUGAGAAACCUCAAAUACAG